AUGAGCUCGAAAGAUAGACUCGAGCUCUUGAAAAAGCUCCAGAGAGCCCGCACAGGCAAAUCAGUGAGCGAACUAUAUGAUGACGAUGAUACGAGCGACAGAGAUGACCAAGUGUAUGAAUUGGUCGACGAAGAGGAGUUUCAAAGAAGAAAACGUCUGGAGCUGCUGCAGGAUAACUUUGUUGUCGAUGACGACGGGCUUGGAUACGUGGAUCGCGGCGUAGACGAGUGGGACAGUAGAAAUCGUGAUGACGCGGACAGUUCGGACGACGAAGGGCUUCGCAAGGGCGCUUCUCGCGGGAAGAAACGUUCUUGGGUGCAGAAUGCAAACCCUGCGACGAUAAAAGGUAUGCUUACCGCCCACUCCAAGACUCUCGGCGCACAACCGUCCAAGAAGCUCAAAAAAUUGGACGUUGAUGACUUCGAGGAUAUUUUAGACCAAUUUGGAGCUGACGAUAAGGAAAACUAUGCUGUAAACCAUUUCAAUGGGAAUCGUAGCUUCAAGAAAGAGGCUCCUACGGAGUCCAGGGGCGUGUCUCUUUUCGGGAGUUUAAACGCAUCCGCGGACAGCAAAAAGCCGUUUUCGAGGUUGAGGAGAAAAGAUGAAGAGAAGAGGGCUAACAACACUGAAAGGAGCCCCCCCGUCACUGUUCCUUCAGAAAAAAUUGAUAGCACUGACAGCAUUGCCCCUAUAGGGAACGAUUUACAAAAUAUGAUAAACGAUGUGGAGAACUCACCAACUAUGGUGAAGAAGGACUCGAAACUCGAUCUCCCCACAGCUGAACAAUCGGAGAGUGAGAGCGAAGAAGAAGAGGAGGAGGAAGUUAAGGCCACCAGGAGGACGGUUAGGACAGCGGCAAUUAGAAGAGCCGUGAAUUUCAACAUUGGCCAAGAUGCUCAAUCUUCUCCUUUCGUUACCGCUCCCAAUACGCCAAUUGCUCUCGCUAAACCUUCUGCAUCCCUCAAAAGUCGAGACCAAUAUCCCGAGAGUGUAGUUGUGCAUCCUGACUUCAGCCGCAAAGUUUCCCCUGAUGAAAUACUCGACAAACCCAAUGGAAGCUUUAAAUUUUACUGGCUGGACUACACAGAAGUGGACAACACUCUUUUAUUAUUUGGCAAGAUCAAGACCAUUGCCGGUAAGAUGAUAUCGGCAAUGCUUCAAGUCAGUGGUAUCUGUAAGGAACUGUACUUUUUGCCGAGAGAAAACAAAAAGGCAAGUGAUGUUCACGACGAGAUUAUUCCAUUGAUUAUGGAUAAAUAUGGCUUGGAAAGUGUUCGGGCUAAGCCGGAGGUCAGAAAGUAUGCCUUCGAGCUAGCUGGCAUUCCCGCUGAAUCAGAAUACUUGAAGGUCUUACUACCAUAUCAAACACCCAAGAGUCGAAACGUUCCCAUUCCUGCUGAGCUGGAGGGUGACUCAUUUUAUCACGUCUUUGGCGGCAAUGCUAAUAUUUUUGAAAGCUUUGUGUUGCAAAGGAAGAUUAUGGGGCCAUGUUGGCUGGAAAUAAAAAACGCCGAUUUCAACGCAUUGGCGAAUGCAUCCCACUGUUCGAUGGAAAUAAAAGUGAAUUCACCACAAAACGUCGCUCCUGCAAAUGUUCAUGAGGAUGCCGGCCUAAACUGCUUGUCGCUCUCAGUUCAAACCGUCAUGAAUUUACGUGAAAACAAACAAGAAGUGGUAAGUAUCACGCUUUCACACUAUAAGAACGUUGCUCAAAACUCUCCUACACCCGACAGCCUAAGUCCAGAUGAACUCGUCACACUUGUGAGACCUCCUAAAGGGACGGCAUUCCCUACCGGACUCCCUGCCCUGGCGAAGAAAGAAAUUAAAGGUCAGCUUAGAUUAUUCAAUAACGAGAAAGCUCUUCUCAGCUGCUUUUGCGCAAUGAUGAAAGCUUCAGAUGCCGAUGUACUGUUGGGUCACCGCUUAGAGAACCUAUCGCUGGAUAUCAUUAUGCAUAGACUUUUUGAGCUGAAAAUACCAACGUUUAGCAGUCUAGGCCGCAGAGGGCGGAAGUCUUGGCCUGACAGAUUUGGCCGGAACAAUUCAAACUCGACACAAUUUCUAAACAGAGACAUCUUAUCUGGAAGGCUUCUAUGUGACAUUUCCAAUGAAAUGGGUCAGUCCUUGACACCCAAAUGUCAAAACUGGGAAUUGCCAGAAAUGUAUUUUGUUGCCUGUCAAAAGGAUCACAAAUCACUUGACAUAAACUUCCAAGCUUCGCAAUACCAAAGUGAUGUUAAUGCAUUUAUUCUAGCCUUGAACGAAAACAUUUCGAACGCCCUUAUAUCUGCAGAGAUUGCGUUUAGGAUACAGAUUAUUUCGUUGACGAAACAAUUGACCAAUUUAGCAGGAAAUGCGUGGUCACAGACCCUAGCAGGUUCUAGGGCAGGGCGAAAUGAAUACAUUCUUUUGCAUGAAUUCGCAAACAACAACUAUAUCGUACCUGAUAAGGAAACUAAGAGUCAGAGAACACAGAGGCAAAACCAGGACAUUGGAGGAGACGUGGAUGAGCAGCAGCAGACUUCUUCUAAGAAGGCCCAGUAUCAAGGUGGUCUCGUUUUUGAACCUGAAAAGGGCCUCCACACGGAUUAUAUUCUUGUCAUGGAUUUCAACUCUCUGUAUCCCUCUAUCAUACAAGAAUUUAACAUUUGCUUCACUACUGUUAAGAGAGAUCCAAACAAUAUCGAAGAAUUGCCAAAUGUCCCAUCCACAGAAGAAGCACAGGGAGUAUUGCCAAAACUUCUAGCUAAUUUAGUGCAGCGCAGACGUGAGGUGAAGAAAAUCAUGAGCACAGAGACAAACCUCGAGAAAAAGACCCAAUGUGAUAUACGACAGCAAGCAUUAAAACUGACGGCAAACUCAAUGUACGGGUGCCUUGGCUAUGUUAAUAGCAGAUUUUACGCUAAGCCGCUAGCUAUGUUGGUGACCAACAAAGGUCGUGAAAUUUUGAUGAAUACCCGCCAACUUGCAGAAAGUUUAGCUCUGGCGGUUGUUUAUGGUGACACAGACUCGGUGAUGUUAAAUUCCGGAUGCGAUGAGUACGCGGAGGCUAUAAAAAUUGGCAAUAAUUUUAAGAAAUUGGUCAAUGAGCGGUAUAGAUUACUUGAGAUUGACAUUGACAAUGUGUACAAGAAGCUCCUACUUCACGCAAAGAAAAAAUACGCAGCACUAAAUGUCUUUCUGGAUAAAUCUGGGACAGAGCACACUUCUUUAGAGGUUAAAGGUUUGGACAUGAAAAGACGUGAAUUUUGUCCAUUGUCUAAAGAGGUUUCAACGCAUGUCUUGAAUACAAUUCUGUCAGACAGAGAUCCGGAAAGUGCGCUUCAAGACGUCUACGCUUAUAUGGAGGAAACUAGAAGUAAUGUGGAGAAUAACGAAAUUAGGCUUGACAAGUACAAGAUCAAUACCAGACUCUCAAAGGAUCCUAAAGCUUAUCCAGGUGGGAGGAACAUGCCUGCCGUGCAGGUUGCCUUGAGGAUGCGUGAGAUGGGCCGCGUGGUUAAAGCAGGAAGUGUCAUAACUUUUGUCAUUACAAAACAAGAUGAUGACAGCGAAGACGAUGAACAGCUUUCAGUCGCGGACAGAGCGCGUGCCUUGAACGAAGUAAUGUCCAAGAAUAACGAUCUAAGGCCCGAUCCUCUGUACUAUUUAGAAAAGCAGAUUUUUGCGCCUGUCGAAAGGCUCUUAGAAAGAAUCGAGAGUUUCGACAUUGUCAGAUUAAGCGAGUCACUUGGUUUAGACAGCAGGCGUUAUUUGAACCAUAUUAGCGCAAAUGGAGACCUUGGUGGUAAUCGUUUCGACAGCUUGGAACCGUUAGAAAGUUCAAUUUCUGAUUCUGAAAGAUUCAAAAACAGCGCACAGUUGACGCUUCGUUGUCCCAAUUGCAAGAACGAAUUUUUAUUUGGAGGCAUUGUCGCAUCAAACCACUAUACGAUAUGCUACAAUGGUCUAAAAUGUCGGAAUUGUGAUCAUUUGUAUUCCCCCAUCCAAUUGAGCUGUCAGCUUGAAAGAUCCAUCCGAGCCCAAAUAUCACUUUAUUACGCAGGCUGGGUGCAAUGUGAUGAUAGCACCUGCAACAAUCAGACGAGAUCGAUCUCUGUCUUCGGGAAAAGAUGUCUUAACGAGGGCUGUACGGGCGUAAUGAAAUACAGGUAUUCCGACAAACAAUUGUACAAUCAGCUGCUUUACUUUGAAUCGCUAUUCGACGUCUCCAAAAACAAAAGUCAGCAGCUGAAACCUCUGUAUAGCCCCGAUGACUCCGAUAAGCCGACCCACAAGCUGCCAACGUCCCAGGUGGCUGCUCUGAGCGAACAAAACAGAGAACUUUUCGAAAUUAUGAACUCUGUCGUCCAGAAAUAUUUGAGCGAUUGUGGAAGGCGCUACGUUGAUAUGAAGAGCAUCUUUAGCUUUAUGGGACCACCUUGA
Molecule: messenger RNA, 4425 nt
Organism: Lachancea mirantina
Lineage: Eukaryota; Fungi; Ascomycota; Saccharomycetes; Saccharomycetales; Saccharomycetaceae
Source: the annotation of a GenBank genome assembly